Phalacrocorax carbo (great cormorant) is the source of this 2350-nucleotide messenger RNA. The record is from RefSeq and is a predicted model, not a curated record. NCBI's taxonomy places the organism in Eukaryota, Metazoa, Chordata, Aves, Suliformes, Phalacrocoracidae.
CUGCGGCCGGCGGCUGCCUGCCGUGCGGAGCGGAGCGGAGGCCAGCCGCCCCGUCGGGGAGCGCCGCGCUCGCAUGGCCGCGCCGCGCCGCGCCGCCGCCGCCGCGGGGCCGGGGGGGGCCGCGGGAGGAGGAUGAGGCGGGCGGCGGGGCGGCGGCGGCGGCGGCGGCGCGGAGGAUGAAGUGGAGCGUGCGGGGAGCCUGCGCCGCGCUCUCCAGCUGCCUCCUGCUCGCCUGCGCCCUCAGCGCCGCCGCCGUGGGCCUCAAGUGCUUCUCGCUGGGCUCCGAGCUCAAGGGCGAGCCCUUCCGCCUGGGCACCGCCGCCGGCGCCUUCUACUCGGGGCUGCUGCUGGCCGCCGGCCUCUCGCUGCUCGCCGCUGCGCUGCUCUGCUGCCGCCCGCCCGACGAGGCGCCCGCGGCGCCGGCGCUGGCCCCGGCCCCGGCCCCGGCCUCGGCCCUGGCCCCGGCCGGGGACCCGGACCCGGCGGGCGGCGGCCCCGGCGCGGGGGAGGCGGCGGCCACGCCGUCGGGGCCGGUGGAGAAGACGCCGCCCGGGGGGCGGCAGAACUUCCUGCUGCUGGGGGUGCUGGUGUUCAUGCUGGGCGUGCUGAGCGCCUUCGCCGGCGCCGUCAUCGACGGCGACACCGUGUCGCUGGUGGAGAGGAAGUACUCGCACUACUGCCUACUGCAGCCCGGCGGCGCGGCCCGCCCGCGGAGCGGCCCCGCGGCCCCCGACGGCUCCGCCGCGGCGCUCCGCUGCCAGAAGCUGCGGGACUACCAGCGCGGCUUGGUGCUCUCCACCGUCUUCAACGCGUUGGAGUGCCUCCUGGGCCUGCUCAACCUGCUCCUCGUCAAGAACUACAAGGCCUCGCAGCAGCGCGGGCGGCGGCGGCGGCGGAGGCGAGCGGCCCCGGCGGCGGCGGCGGCAGCGGGCGGGAGGCGGCGGCGGCGGCGGGGCGGCGGCGGCGGGCGACGGGCGCCGCGCCACAGCCAGGGCUCCCUCUUCUCCGGUGGCGAGCCCGAGCUCAGCCCCGGGGAUUGCCCCUUCCAGGCCGUCUCCUACAUCAACGUGGGCGUCUUCCACGUCUUCGACGAGGCCGGCGUGGAGGUGCACUGCGGCGGGCAUCCCUCCGUCGAGCUGCCCGGCUACUCGCCAAUGGACCCCGAGCUCAAUGCCUCAUACCCCUACUGCUACCCGCUGCCCAGCGAGCAGCCCCCAGCCUACGAGGAGAUCUACCCCGGGGAGCCCUGCGCUCACGGGACCUAGCGCCGACCGCCGGGGGGGCGCCUGGCUCCCCGCUCGGCCCCCGGCUCGCCGGGACAGCGGGACGGGGACCGGCGGCGGGAGCGGAACCGGCCGCCGGAGCGGGAGCGGGACCGGCAGCGCCUGGCGGCCGCGGGGCUCGGGAACAGCCCUCGGACCACCGGUGGGAUGGCCCCGCAGCCGCUGGCCGCGGGCAGGGUGCCGCCGUGCCUCUGGCUCUGCGGAAGCUUCUCGUCCCUCCCUCCCUACCUCCUUUCCUGCUUUCCCCUUCCUUCCCUCCCUUCCCUCCCUCACACCGACCCUCCGUCCGUCUGUCCGUCCCUCCGCCGGCGGCUGAAAUUUCCAAAGGCUGCGCAAGAAACGCCUAAGGGUUGGUUCCUCCCGCCGCCUUUCCUUCGUAGCCAAGUUUAGUUCCCUUCAAGUGAUUCAUCAGUCUCCAGCUUUAGCAGUCCAGAGUUACCCAUUUAUGAUAACCAGCCAGUGUAAGGAAAAGGUGUCAUGAAGCUUCUUUACCUCUCAAAAGAGCUAAAUUUCUAAACAACGCAGAGACAUUUGUGUCACGUUUACUAGAGGUGUUAUUGGGGAUCUUUAACGUUUACACUACUCCUUGGGAGAAUUGAGUUGUUUUAAGAUUUAGUGAGUUAAAACAUUCGUUGGUCUUGUAAGAUGCACAUUGAGAAAAACCUGCACUUUGAAAAAGAAACAGGAAAAAAAAAUCAACAACGUUUUUGUACACUAACGUGCCUGCUUUUGUUGAUAACUUCUUACUGUAAAAGCUUUCAGAAGUCUAUAGUGAAAAUGUUUGGUAAAUUCACUGCAGUUUAAAAUUGAUUAGUUCCUUUACUAAAACAACUGAGAUGUUGCUAGGAUAUGGCAGUUAAAAGGAAGUCCAAAUGUCAUACACAUUCCUUUUUGUAAACAGGUUCUGUGUUUUUAAUGCAAGGCAGGAUUUCUUUUUGUUUUACACAGGUGAAGGGUUUAAUUCUAUUUUGUACAACUUCAUAGUUUACUUUGUAAAGAGUUCCAUUUUACCUGUUACAAUUCAUCAAUCUGGUAAGCUUGAAUAUUAAAGUUUUAUUUGAAAUAUA